AUGGCGUCGGGACUCAGCGAGGCCAUGCAGAGGCUGCAUCUCGACGGCGACGCCCCGUUCGACGCCAUCGAUGACAUCCUCGACAGAACAGUCACCCCCGAGCCGCGGCCACCACAAGACCCCGACCAGCUGCGCGCCGAGCUCGAGGCGAAAUACCUGACCCCCUCCACAACGUUCUCGACCGAUUGGCUCGACAAGCUGCAGCAGCGCUGGGAUACCCCGACCGACUACGCGCUCCUCUUCCGCCUCGCCCCGACCCAGUCCCGCACCGUCACCCGCUUCAUCCGCCAUGGCCUUGAGGGCCGCGUCACGGGCUACCGCAACGUCACGGUCCCGGCCUCGCACGCCACCGCCAAGUCGAGCACCUCGAUGCUCCGCAAGCCCGCCGGCCGAGCCGACUUUGUGCGCGGCGCCGCCGGCUUCUUCCCCUUUGCCCCCGGCGGCCUCGACGGCGUCGAGUCAGCCGCCGCGUUCGAGGACCAGCUGCGGGCCUCGUCGGCUGGUGCUGCUGCCGAAGACGCGGAUAGCAGGAAGAAGCUAGAGAAGGUCAUCCGGCUUGGCGAGGGUGGCCUGCUCGAGGUUGCUCCGGGGCUGGAUCGGGGGAUCGACUUCAGCAAAAGGAGGAGGCUUGCCGAUGCCGAGAGCGAGAGGCAGGCUAAAGAGGUAGAGGAGGUGCUGGACCAGGAACCCGAGGCUGCGCCUGGUCGGGAGGAGGACGAAGUGGGGGAGAGACCGGGUGUUAAUGGCGCGGAAGGGGAGGAGGAUGAAGAUGAAGAGGAGGAGGUAGAGGACAUUGACUCUAUUCUUCCCGUCGAGUUCCCCGCUCUCGAGCCUCGUGGGACACUCGCCGCAUCCAGCGCUAGGAAGGCUGGCCGCGAGUGGGCGCACAUGGUCGACAUCAAGCGGGAGAUGCCCAACUUCCGGGAGUUGGUGCCGGAUAUGGCCAGGGAGUGGCCUUUUGAGCUGGAUACGUUCCAAAAGGAGGCUAUCUACCACCUUGAGAACGGCGAUUCCGUCUUCGUUGCGGCACACACUUCGGCAGGCAAGACGGUCGUGGCAGAGUAUGCCAUUGCACUGGCCGCGAAGCACAUGACCAAGGCCAUCUACACGUCGCCGAUCAAGGCGCUGAGCAACCAAAAGUUCCGCGAUUUCAGGCAGACUUUUGCCGAGGUCGGCAUCCUGACGGGCGACGUCCAGAUCAACCCCGAGGCCAGUUGUCUCAUCAUGACUACCGAAAUUCUGCGGAGCAUGCUUUACCGCGGCGCCGACCUUAUCCGAGACGUUGAGUUUGUCAUCUUCGACGAAGUGCACUACGUGAACGACUUUGAGCGUGGCGUGGUGUGGGAGGAGGUCAUCAUCAUGCUGCCGGAGCACGUCUCCCUGAUCCUGCUCUCCGCGACCGUACCCAAUACUCACGAGUUCGCCUCGUGGGUCGGACGGACAAAGCAGAAGGACAUCUACGUGAUAUCGACGCCCAAGCGACCCGUUCCCCUGGAGCACUAUCUCUGGGCUAACAAAAACAUUUACAAGAUUGUCGACUCAGAGAAGAAGUUCGUCGAAAAGGGUUGGAAGGAUGCCAACGCGGCCAUCCAGGGCAAGGAUAAGCAGAAGUCGCUUCCACCAGCAGCAGCACCGCCGGCUCGCGGUGGAGCAAACGGGAGAGGUGGCCGCGGCGGCGCCCAGAGGGGGGCCAACCAGCAGCGUGGUGGGAGAGGCGGCAACCAGCAACGUGGGCGAGGGGGGCCUCCUCGUGCUAGCCAUGCUCCAGGUCACAUGGGCCGGGCAGGGAGACCUGGCGGGUUCAGCUCGGCCGCCCAGGAUAAGAACCUCUGGGUUCAUCUGGUGCAGUUCCUGAAGAAGCAGAGCCUGCUUCCCGCCUGCAUCUUCGUCUUCUCCAAGAAGCGGUGCGAGGAGAACGCGGAUGCGCUGAGCAACCAGGACUUUUGCACGGCUCAGGAGAAGAGCGCCAUUCACAUGAUCAUCGAGAAGUCGGUUGCCCGGCUGAAGCCCGAAGACCGAGUCCUGCCUCAGAUUAUCAGACUGAGGGAGCUGCUCUCCCGCGGUAUCGCUGUCCAUCAUGGCGGGUUGCUACCCAUUGUGAAGGAGCUUGUCGAAAUCCUGUUCGCCCAGACUCUGGUCAAGGUGCUGUUUGCUACCGAGACCUUCGCCAUGGGCUUGAACCUUCCUACCAGGACCGUCGUCUUCUCCGGGUACAGAAAGCAUGACGGCCACCAGUUCCGCAACCUCCUUCCCGGAGAAUACACUCAGAUGGCUGGCAGAGCAGGGAGACGUGGUCUCGAUACAGUUGGGUCGGUCAUCAUUGUCCCUCCGGGCGGGGACGAGGCACCUCCCGUCACGGAUCUGCGUCAGAUGAUACUGGGCGAGCCUAGCAAGCUCCGGUCGCAGUUCCGGCUCACCUACAACAUGAUUCUCAACCUGCUACGUGUCGAAGCGCUCAAGAUUGAGGAGAUGAUUAAGCGUAGUUUCUCCGAGCACGCCACCCAGCAGCUCUUGCCCGAGCAUGAGAAGGCGGUCAAGCUGUCCGAGGCCGACUUGGCAAAGGUCAAGCGGGACCCGUGCCCGGUCUGCGACGUCCACAUGGACGAGUGCCACCAAGCCGGCGAGGACUACAAGCGCCUGACCGAGGAGCUGUACCGCCUGCUACUGGUCAACCCCAUCGGGCGGAAGAUGUUCACGCCGGGGCGGCUGAUUGUGUGGAUGAAGGAAGGCGUGCGCACGCCCGGCAUCCUCCUCGCCGAGGGCGCCAGCGUCAAGAGCAGUGCCACGAACCCGACGCUGCAUGUCCUCGAGAUCAGGACGCAUCGCGAGAACCGCAACGACACGGAUAUCCUUCCUUUUGUGCCUGCGUUGCGGAAGCACCUCACCCCAUUGCCCCAGGCCAAGAAGCACAUCUCAACUAAGACGUUGCAUGUGCCUAUUAGCGACCUUGUAUGUCUCACGAAACACGUUACCAAAGGUGUUCUCCCCGAUAUCUUUGGCGGCGGAGAGGGCCACGCCAAGGCGAAGGAGAAGCUGCACCACAUCUGCCGGUCCUGGACCUCGGAUAUCUGGGACGAAUUGGAGCUGGGGCGGAUCAGGAACCUCGCGGUGCACGACGUUGCGAGCAAGCGGCGCGAGGCCGAGAUCAAGGUUGUCAAGUCGCCCACUGCGGCCGAGUGCAAGUCGUUUUUGAAGCACUACGCCAUGUGCCACGACCAGUGGCUCAUCCAGACCCACAUCCAGCAGCUGCGGCAGACGCUCUCGGAGCAGAACUUGCAGCUGCUGCCCGACUACGAGCAGCGCAUCCAGGUGCUCAAGGAUUUGAGCUUUAUCGACGACGCCAGCCGCAUCCAGCUCAAGGGCAAGGUCGCCUGCGAGAUUCACUCGGGCGACGAGCUUGUCCUGACGGAGCUCAUUCUCGAGAACGUGCUGGCCGACUACGAGCCCGCCGAGAUCGCCGCCCUGCUCUCGGCCUUUGUGUUUCAGGAAAAGACCGAGUCGGUGCCCCGCCUGACGGCCAAUCUGGAGAGGGGCAUGAAGACCAUCGUCGACAUUUCGGAGCGGGUCAACGCCGUGCAGACGCUGCACCAGGUCAUCCAGACGAGCGAGGAGAGCAACGAUUUCGUGUCCAAGCCCCGCUUCGGACUGAUGGAGGUCGUAUAUGAGUGGGCGAGGGGUAUAAGCUUUAAGAAUAUCACUGAUCUGACCGAUGUGCUGGAGGGCACGAUUGUCCGGACGAUCACGCGGCUGGACGAGACGUGUCGUGAGGUGAAAAAUGCGGCGAGGAUUAUUGGCGACCCGAGUCUGUACCAGAAGAUGGCGGCCGCGCAGGAGAUGAUUCGGAGGGAUAUCACGGCUGUGGCGAGCCUGUAUAUGUAG
This is a messenger RNA of Parathielavia appendiculata, 3879 nucleotides long. RefSeq names its product antiviral helicase. Lineage: Eukaryota; Fungi; Ascomycota; Sordariomycetes; Sordariales; Chaetomiaceae. Gene Ontology annotation, cellular component: Ski complex. The coding region runs from base 1 to 3879 and encodes 1292 amino acids. Gene Ontology annotation, molecular function: ATP binding; RNA binding; RNA helicase activity. The record is from RefSeq and is a predicted model, not a curated record. The transcript has a single exon. Gene Ontology annotation, biological process: nuclear-transcribed mRNA catabolic process, 3'-5' exonucleolytic nonsense-mediated decay.